Plasmopara halstedii is the source of this 468-nucleotide messenger RNA. RefSeq names its product RxLR-like protein. The transcript has a single exon. Bases 1 to 468 code for a protein of 155 amino acids. The record is from RefSeq and is a predicted model, not a curated record. Lineage: Eukaryota; Oomycota; Peronosporomycetes; Peronosporales; Peronosporaceae.
AUGCGUCUUUACGCUUUGUCAGUCUCAUUGCUUGCUGCUAUCACUCUGCUGGCAUGCGUGAUUGCCUCGGCCGAUUCAAACAUGGUGUCCCAGAUGAAACGUCGCUUAUCUCAGGACGUGAGUGAAACGGAAAUUACUGAGCUUUCGGAAUCCAAGAAACCAACGGCGCAAGAUAUUGACAACGAAGAGAGGGCACAGCUUACACUAUUGAGUGAUAGUCAGGCGAUAGUUGCUGUUGCCGAAAAAGCUGCGCAUUCAUCACCGAAAGUCCUCGGUGGCACAAGCGCUCUUGCAACUACAAAAUUUGCUCUACAGAGCCAAAAAACAAGUCGUCUCCGACAACUUUUAGACAAAGUAAUGAAAAUCUCAGGUCUUCUUAAGAAGUUUCUCAACUUUUUCAAGAACAAGAAAACAAACACAGUCCCUAAGCUGGAGAAUAAGCCGCACAAUGCUUUUGAUACUGUGUAA